Molecule: messenger RNA, 597 nt
Organism: Megachile rotundata (alfalfa leafcutting bee)
Lineage: Eukaryota; Metazoa; Arthropoda; Insecta; Hymenoptera; Megachilidae
Source: RefSeq, a predicted model, not a curated record
GCACGACGAUGACCCACGAACGAAGAAAAGCACGGAACAAUGACGUCGUUGCGGUAGCACUCGCGUGUCUCGAGAUCUCCCGACACUUUCGUCUUUGCUCACAACAAAGGCUACUUAGUUCUGUUGGGAACGAUUUGUGUCACGGAACCGUGAAGAAGCGUGAUACGCUAGUUCGAACGGGAUCGAAGAAAACGGAACGGAGAAACAUGGAGAACUGGCUCGAAAACGAAAUGGUGGCUUGCACUCGAGCUUUGUCGGCCGAAGAUGAACUCCACGGCGACCGCGACCUUUCUUAUCUUACGCAUAUUUAUUCGACCGUGCGUAUGCAUAAUCGAAGAGGAACAUCUAAUCGAACUCGUGGACGGAAUCGAAAUGGUAAAUGUAUUGGGACGUGUAUGAAGAUGGAUGACGAUUGUUGGAGUAAAUGUGAAGAUGGAGAGCAGAGGAUUAUAUGAAGCAGGUGAGGAAGAAGUUAUGAGAAGAAGUAUGAAGUUGAUUAAUAAUGAUGUUAUAUUAUAUACAAAAUAAAAAAUUCAGCAAAAAAGUAUGAAGUUGAAGAACAUUAUAUAUAAGCAUGUAGUAGGAAGAAGUUAGGAG